Phacochoerus africanus (Common warthog) is the source of this 7431-nucleotide messenger RNA. Its product is annotated as polycystic kidney disease protein 1-like 2. Gene Ontology annotation, molecular function: calcium ion binding; calcium channel activity; protein binding. The coding region runs from base 1 to 7323 and encodes 2440 amino acids. The transcript is spliced from 42 exons. The record is from RefSeq and is a predicted model, not a curated record. Gene Ontology annotation, cellular component: membrane. Gene Ontology annotation, biological process: detection of mechanical stimulus. NCBI's taxonomy places the organism in Eukaryota, Metazoa, Chordata, Mammalia, Artiodactyla, Suidae.
AUGAGUGCCUUGACCUUGAUCCUCGUGGGGCUUGCUCUGAGGUUUAGGGCCACCACUGCUAAGCCAGAGCAUGACAAUUCCUGCUCUGAGAACCAAGUGGGUUUCAGAGAUGCUUGCUAUGAAUUUGUGCCUCUCAGCCGCACCUUCUAUGGUGCCCAGAGCUGGUGUGAGGGCCAAGGAGGCCAUUUGGUCUUUAUUCGUGAUGAAAGCACCCAGCAAUUUCUGCAGAAGCACAUUUCCCAAGACAGGGAAUGGUGGAUCGGACUCACAGGGAAUUUGGCUCAGAAGGCAACCACGCAAGGGCCCGUGAUCUGGCUGGACACCUCAAACGUGAGCUACAGCCACUGGCACCAAGGGCAGGAUGCUUCUGCUCCCAAGCUCUGCGGCUACAUGGGGAGAGACACUUCCUUCGGGUGGGUGGCCUCGGACAACUGCACACAGGAGUUCGCCUUCAUCUGCGAGUUUGGUGUCGGUCAGACCCUGGCCUGUGAGGGCCUCAAUGCGACCAUGCACUGCGGCUCGGGGGAUGUCAUCCAGAUCCAGGAUGCUUUCUAUGGCCGCCAGACUCCCCAUUAUUGCACUAAGGACGCCGGGCACCCCUCAUACCUGGAGGAGGCAUGCAGCUGGGUCAGCGUCAAGGAUGAAGUGGCAGGCCAGUGCCAGGGGCUGCAGGCCUGCCAGGUGGCAGCAGACGGGACCUACUUUGGAGACUUGUGUCCCGGCCGGGGCAGCUACCUGUGGGUGCAGCACCAGUGCCAGGAAGGCCUGCAUCUAACGGUGUCCAAUGAGAGUUUCACCUUUGACAAUGUCACCGUCUCCCUGACAUGGCUCCUCUCUCCUUACAUCGGAAACCUGUCCUGUAUCAUCAAUAUGGGAGAUGGCCACACUUUUGACCCCUACUAUCCUCCCAGCUUGUCCAGCAGCGUGAGCCACCAGUUCACAACCCCUGGGGAAUUCACCGUGUUCGCUGAGUGUACGACCAGUGAGUGGCACGUGACGGCUCAGAAGCAAGUGACAAUGCGAGACAGAAUGGAGAGGCUCCGUGUGACUGGGUGCUCUGGUCUGUGCACGUCAGGCACCAGCCCUCUGUGCCAGGCAGUCUUCGGGGACCCUCUGUGGAUUCAGGUGGAGCUUGAUGGAGGAACAGGGGUGACCUACACUGUGCUAUCGGGUAACACCUCCCUGGCGGAGUUCACCACGCAGAGGGGCCCGCUCCCCUGCAAUCUGACCCUGGACAGAACAGUCCAGCAACAGACAGGCCCUGGGAUGCACCAGUUAGAGAUCCGAGCCACCAGCAACACGACCGCCUCUGCCCCCUCCAGAAACAUCACCGUCCACUUCGUGGAGCCUCUGUCAGGGCUGCAGGCCUCUUGGGCUUCUGACCACUUGGAGCUUGGACAGGACCUACUGGUCAAUGUCUCGGUGGCUCAUGGCAUCCCAGAGGGACUGACUUUUGAGGUGGCAGGACUUGGUGCCACCUUCUCCCAUGAGGAAGAGAGCCUUGGAGGGCCAUUUGGGACUUACCGCGUGGCAGUUCCUUGUGCAGCUCCUUCCAGUCUCCAAGAACCAUCUGAAACAAAGGUUCCGGAAAACAACAGAGAUAAAGGUGCGGAGCUGUACGUGGAGCCUGGCCGGUACCUGGAUCCUUUCACAGCAGUGACUCUGGGCUGGCCCGACAGUGACAAGGACUUACGCUUCCAGUGGUCAUGUGGGCGUUGCUGGGCUCAGUGGAUCGACUGUGUUGAGAGGCAGCUGCUCCACACAGACCAGAGGGAGCUGGUGGUUCCGUCAUCCUGCCUGCCACCGCCUGACUCUGCCGUUACCCUGCGUGUGGAGGUCUGGAGAGGCCAGGAGCUGGAGAACCUGGAGGAGGAGUGCCUCUACAUAUCCGCGCCCCUGCAACUCAGGCCAAGAGUCAGCUGUGAGAAGAACUGCGGGCCCGUGAAUGCUGGCGGAGACGUCAGGCUCAAGGUCACCCUGGGAGACGACUCUGCAGCAGCCGUGUUCAGCUGGUAUUUAGAUGAAACCCCGCUGGAGAAGGCUGAGCCACUCCCGGAGGCCUGCAGACUCCGAGGAUUCUGGCCGCGUUCUUUACUCCUCCUUGAGAGAAACACCUCCACUCUGCUGUUGAACGGCUCCUUCCCGAAGACCUGGGGCCAGGCCGCCCGAAUCAGAGUCACAGCUGUGGCCGGGCACGCCUAUGGGGAGGACACCUUUGUGAUCAGCUCCCUGCCUCCCCCGGAGGCGCCUACCUGCACCAUUGCCCCACAGGAGGGCACCGUUCUGACGAGCUUCGCCAUCUUCUGCAACGCCUCCGCCGCCCCGGGCCCCCUGGAGUACUGCUUCUGUCUGGAAUCAGGUUCCUGUCUGUACUGUGGUCCUGAAUCUGCCCUCCCAUCAGUCUACCUGCCACUUGGAAAAGAAAACAAUGACUUUGUGCUGACAGUGGUCGUCUCUGUCUCCAACCACGAGGGGGACAGACAGCAGACCCACGCAGUGGUGAAGGUGGGACGUGAGGACACCCGUGUGGAGGAUGAGGCAUUCCAGGCUGCAGUGUGGGACAAGGUCACUGCUGCUCUGCAGGGCGGGCAGGGCCCUGAGCAGCUCUUCCAGCUGGCCAGAUCCGUAUCAUCCCUGCUGGACCAGCAGUGCCAGGGGCCAGGCUCCGGGCAGCCGCGGGGAGUGGAUGCCAGACAGAAGGUCAGGGAGCGUAUCCUGGGGUCACUGGCUGUGGCCAGUGCCACGCUGGGGGACAUGCCGAGGGUGCAGGAGCUGGCUGAGGUGCUGAAAGGGGUGACUCAGCGCAGUGAGGAGCUCACGCCCUCGGCUCAGCGGGAGGCCAGCUGGGCUCUGCAGCAUGCCAGUGAGGCUCUGUUGGCAGUGAGUGCCAAGGCCCAUCCUGAGGACCAGAGGCGCCAGGCGGCUACCAGGGACCUGUUUCAGGCUGUAGGCAGCGUGCUGGAAGCAUCUCUAAGGGACAGAGCAGAAGAGCCCGCAAAGGCUAAUGGCAGCCAGACAGUCACAGUGUCCCAGCUGCUCAGAGCCGUGGAACGUGUCCAGGACACCCUCCUGCUGGGGAGACUGCCCGGGGGCCUUCCAACCACACUGGCCACACCCUCCAUCUCCGUGUAUACAAACAGAAUACUGCCGCAGGGUUGGCGAGGCUCCUCCAUGCACGUUGCUGCAGCCACCUCUGCGACCUUCACCCUGCCCGCUGCCCCCUCCCUCAGCUCCAUGGAAGACAGUCGGGAGCCUGUGGACAUAAGGAUGAUGAGUUUCCCAAAAAGCCCCUUUCCAGCCCGAAGUCCCCUUGAUGUCAGUGGAACUAUUGGUGGCCUCUCUCUGACCAGCCCCAGUGGACAGCUCAUCCCUGUGAAGAACCUAUCAGAGAACAUCGAGAUUCUGCUGCCUCAGCUUUCUGAAGGACAUGGCAAGCCAACUGUGUUGAACCUGACCAGCCCCGAAGCUUUGUGGGUGAACCUGACUUCAAGGGGAGUGGCUUUGGGGAUCCAGCUGCACUGGAGGCCUGACAUACCACUCAUGCUCAGCCUGGGCUAUGGCUACCACCCCAAUGAGACCAGCUAUGACGCCAAAGCUCACUUCCCGCCGAUGGCUGCUUCAGACGGGCUGUCCACUUGGAUCCUGAGCCCAGAGGACCUAUAUUUUGGAGAAGGCAUCUACUAUCUGGCUGUGAUCCCUGAGUCUGACCUGGAGCCAGCCCCUGGCAGGGACCUCUCAGUGGGCAUCACCACCUUCCUGUCCCACUGUGUGUUCUGGGAUGAGGUCCAGGGGACUUGGGACAACUCUGGCUGCCAGGUGGGGCCACGGACCACCCCCUCCCAGACCCACUGCCUCUGCAACCACCUCACCUUCUUUGGAAGCACGUUCCUGGUGAUGCCCAAUGCCGUCGACAUCCGCCAGACCGCUGACCUCUUUGCCACCUUUGAAGACAACCCUGUGGUUGUGACCACCGUGGGCUGCCUCUGCGUGGCCUAUGUGCUGGUGGUGAUCUGGGCGCGGAGGAAGGAUGCUCAGGAUCAGGCCAAGGUGAAGGUCACAGUGCUGGAAGACAACGACCCCUUUGCCGAGUACCACUACCUGGUGACAGUCUAUACCGGACACCGGAGGGGCGCAGCCACAUCCUCAAAGGUGACUGUCACCCUAUAUGGUCUGGAUGGAGAGAGUGAGCCCCACCACCUGUCAGACCCUGACAUCCCGGUUUUUGAGAGAGGAGGAGUGGACGUCUUCUUACUCUCCACCCUGUUUCCCCUGGGGGAGCUGAGGAGCCUGCGGCUGUGGCAUGACAACUCAGGGGACAGGCCAUCCUGGUAUGUGAGCCGGGUGCUGGUGCAUGACCUGGCCAUGGACCGGAAGUGGUACUUCCUCUGCAACUCAUGGCUGUCCAUUGACAUCGGAGACUGUGUCCUCGACAAGAUAUUUCCGGUGGCCACAGAGCAGGACAGGAAACAAUUCAGCCACCUGUUUUUCAUGAAGACCUCCAUGGGCUUCCAGGAUGGCCACAUUUGGUAUUCCAUCUUCAGCAGCUCAGCUCGGAGCAACUUCACCCGUGUCCAGAGGGUGUCCUGCUGCUUCUCCCUGCUGCUCUGCACCAUGCUGACCAGCAUCAUGUUCUGGGGUGUCCCCAAGGACCCGGCUGAGCAGAAGAUGGACUUGGGUGAAAUCGAGUUCACCUGGCAGGAAGCAAUGAUUGGGCUGGAGAGCUCUCUCCUCAUGUUCCCCAUCAACCUCCUGAUCGUUCAAAUCUUUCGGAACACCCGGCCCCGGAGAACCAGGAAGCAGAACACUGGGAGAUGGGCUGGGGGGCCCCUCGGCCCGGCCCCCUCACUACAGCCCAUGGAGGAUGGCCUUCUGACGCUGGAAGCAGUGACCAAGGAUUUGUGGAGACUCGUCAGCUCCUUGUUCAAAGCUCUGAAGGUGCCACCUCCUGGCUCCUGCUGGGACUCCGGGGACUCGAUGGACAUCAACCAACUGCUGGCCUUGGUGGAAGACGUUGUUUGUCGGCAGCACAAGCCAGGGCAGGUGUUCUGGGAGGAAGCCGGACAGAGAGGGAGCCCUUUAACACCUGCUCUUGGGUCUGCACAGGCAAAAGGUAGGUCGCAAUGUUCCACGCCCAAGGUGGGCCCAAGUGACGCUUGGAAGGACCUUGCCUACAGGCAGUGUCUCUACCUUCAGCUGGAGCACGUGGAACAGGAGCUGCUGCUGAUGGGGACCCGGGGCUACUCCCAGUGUCAGAGCCACACCCAGGCACUGAGGCAGUUGCAGACCCUGAAGGGCUACCUGGGGGAACAGGCUGGAACUCUAUCCCCAAAACACACCAGCUCCCUGCAGGCAACCAAGCCCCCUCGGGGCCUGCCCUGGUGGUGUGUCCUGGUGGGCUGGCUCCUGGUGGCGGCCACCAGCGGAGUGUCAGCCUUCUUCACCAUGCUCUAUGGCCUGCACUAUGGACGGGCCAGCUCCCUCAAGUGGCUCAUCUCCAUGGCUGUCUCCUUUGUGGAGAGUGUGUUUGUCACCCAGCCCUUGAAGGUGCUGGGAUUCGCUGCUUUCUUUGCACUGGUCCUGAAGAGAGUGGAGGACGAGGAGGAGCCUGUGGUCCCCCUUCCAGGACGUCUCUCCAGCCCAGACGCUGCCGCCUUGUUCCGAGCACGAAGAAACAGCAGAAGGGACAGCUACCACCCGCCUCUGGCCUCUGACAUCGAGAGGAUGAAAGCCACCCGCCUCAAGGAACAGAAGGCAUUUGCCUUGAUCAGAGAAAUCUUGGCCUACGUGGGCUUCUUGUGGAUGCUGCUGCUGGUGGCCUAUGGGCAGAGGGACCCCAGCGCCUACCACCUCAACAGACACCUCGAGCACAGCUUCACCCAAGGCCUUUCAGCUGUGCUGGGCUUCCAGGAAUUCUUCACGUGGGCCAACACCACGCUCCUGAGCAACCUGUACGGUCAUCACCCAGGCUUUAUCACUGAUGGGAACUCCAAGCUGGUUGGCAGUGCCCAGAUUCGCCAAGUGAGGGUCCAGGAAAGCUCUUGCCCUCUUGCCCAGCAGCUGCAGGCUUCUCUUGAUGGAUGCCGUGCGCCAUAUUCCCUGGAUGUUGAAGACUUGUCAGACUAUGGGGAAGGCUGGAAUGCAUCCAUCUUCAAUAAGAGCAAUGGCUUUCCCCAGGCUUGGCAGUACAGAAGCCAGAGCCAGCGCCGAGGGCAUCCCAUCUGGGGCAAACUCACUGUGUACCGGGGAGGAGGUUACGUGGUCCCCUUGGGGAUGGAUCGCCAAAGUGCCUCUAGAACUCUCCAGUACCUCUUUGACAACACCUGGCUGGACAGCCUGACCAGAGCCGCGUUUGUGGAGUUCACGGUCUACAACGCCAACGUCAACCUGUUCUGCAUCGUCACGCUGACCCUGGAGACCAAUGCCCUGGGAACCUUCUUUGCGCACGCGCACCUGCAGAGCCUGCGCCUGUACCCCUUCACAGACGGCUGGCACCCCUUUGUAGUAGCGGCAGAGAUCGUCUACUUCCUGUUCCUCCUCUACUACAUGAUCGUGCAGGGCAAGCUCAUGAGGAAGCAAAAGUGGUGUUAUUUCCGCAGCAAGUGGAACCUUCUGGAGUUGGCUAUCAUCCUGGCCAGCUGGAGUGCCCUGGCACUGUUUGUCAAGAGAGCCAUCCUGGCGGAGCGUGACAUCCAGCACUACCGGAAACACAGAGAGGAGGGGAUCAGUUUCAGUGAGACAGCAGCAGCCGAUGCGGCCCUUGGCUACAUCAUUGCCUUCCUGGUACUCCUGUCCACAGUGAAGCUUUGGCAUCUGCUCAGGUUGAACCCCAAAAUGAACAUGAUCACAUCAGCCCUGCGUCGUGCCUGGGGGGACAUUUCAGGCUUUAUCAUCAUCAUCCUUAUCAUGCUCCUGGCUUACUCCAUUGCAUCAAACUUAAUAUUUGGUUGGAAACUCCGUUCCUACAAAACCCUCUUUGAUGCGGCAGAAACGAUGAUCAGCCUUCAGCUAGGAAUCUUCAACUAUGAGGAGGUCCUGGACUAUAGCCCAGUGCUUGGCUCUUUCCUAAUUGGGUCCUGCAUCAUUUUCAUGACAUUUGUGGUGCUGAAUCUGUUUAUCUCUGUCAUCCUAGUGGCUUUCAAAGAGGAGCAAAAAUACUAUCAGCUGUCGGAGGAAGGUGAGAUCGUCGAUGUGCUACUGAUGAAGAUACUCAGUUUCCUGGGCAUUAAGUGUAAAGGGCAGGUGCCCAGAAGCAGCAGUGAGCAGGCUGAGCGGCUGUCAGAGGCCUGGCCCCCUCAACUGGAAUCAUCUGUGCCCCAAGUUUAAGCUGCUGGUCCACAUACCGUCAUCUGUAGAAUGGGGGAAGACCAGUACCUUGUUCCUGUGCCUACCAGUGAUUCUAUAAUGUCUCUCCAGGUCAAUAUUUUUCUGUGU